AUGUCUACGCAAACUCAGACCGAAGGCCUUUGUCUCAAGUAUCCUGACUCUAUAAGCCCUCAGCCAAACAUUACAUAUGAGACUGCCGUGCACAUGCUUCUUCGUGCCGCUCAGCUGGCGACACACACCCCAUUUGUCUGGGGUUACAUCGACAAACCUUCAGAAGGGCAGAUAUUUCUUGUGUUCAUUACGCCACAGCUGCCCUUUCCUAUUGACGGCGUACGCUACCAGGAUAACGAGCAGAAAGCGGUGCUACAAGCCGGCGCAGGUCGGGAACUGGAGGUUAUGGAGAUAAAGUUCGGCUUUGUUCCAGGACAAGACAACUCGGCGUGGCGCGUGAGACGGCGAUACCGCAUGAACAAGGGCGCUAACCCCGGGCUGGUCCUCAUCCACUACACUCGCGGCCAGGCGAUGCCAAUCAUGCCUAAUCUUAAUCAGCCCGUUCGUUCGUACCCGCUUAGACCGAUCACCAAUGAACCGGCGGUCUUCGUCGGAGGGGACAGGGUGGGACAGAAGGUACUCCCGAAUGCACACCCAUCCGUGAGCGACCGGCAUCCACCUUCCAUGAUGGGCAUGGGAUUCGGAGCGGGCAUCAUAGGCAACCCACAGUCGCUGCUCGCCCAGCAGAAUAGCAAUAUGGAUGCGCUAGAGCGGAGGGCAAGGGAGCGUAGUGCAAGUAUGAAUCGUCAUGUGCAGAGUCAGCAACGGCUAGAAGAGGAUGACUCUGCGGACGAAUCUGACAUGAUCUCGACGAGGACACUUGCACUAACACGAUACCGGCGGAAUCACGAAUUUAUGAAUGAGGUGUUUAUGUUUGCUGCAUUCGGUGAGAGCGCUUCCAUCAGCUAUUUCUGCGCUCCUCCUCCGCCGUUCUCCAUCUUUGAUAAAACCGCACUGGAUGAGAAAGCUGCGAAGCUCGCCACAGAGGUUGAGGAGCUACAGGCGAAGGCGGCAGCGAGAAGAGAAGCCAGACUCGGUGCGGAAACGGUAGUGGGUGCAAGUGACGAGCUGGAAGACGUAUCGAUGGACUCUACAGAAGCAGCCGAGGAGUUGGCCACGUAG
Molecule: messenger RNA, 1062 nt
Organism: Laetiporus sulphureus 93-53
Lineage: Eukaryota; Fungi; Basidiomycota; Agaricomycetes; Polyporales; Laetiporaceae
Exons: 7
Coding region: 1-1062 (353 amino acids)
Biological process (GO): chromatin remodeling
Source: RefSeq, a predicted model, not a curated record